CCUGGUUGUUGAAGGCGGCGCUCCCGCGCUGUGGACACUCGGCCGCGGAUCCCCACAGUCACCAGACCCGGGGCCCCGACACCCUGAAGCCCGCUCACCCCGAAGGCGGGAGCCCGCGGGAGGGUGACCGGGUGGGGGAUGGCCAGGUACUUGGUGAGUCGCUCGGACGUGCAUCAGUUUAUUGAACGCUGCGUGAAAGCAGUGGGAGCCCAGAGCAGCCAUGGCUCAGCAUUGGCUGAUGUCUUGGUAGAGGGAGAUUAUCGAGGGCAUUACAGCCAUGGACUCAACAGGCUUGAUAUAUAUUUGAAAGACCUGAAGACUGGAAUCUGUGCCAAGGAUGGAGAACCUUUAAUUGACAAGUCAACAGUGGCUACAGCAUUGGUCAAUGGCAAUAACCUGAUAGGGCCUGUGGUAGGCAAUUUUUGCAUGGAUCUGGCUAUUAAAAAAGCCAAAGAUGUGGGAAUCGGAUGGGUGACAGCUUAUGGAUCUAAUCACUACGGCAUUGCAGGAUUUUAUUCUAUGCAAGCACUAAAACACGGUUUAAUUGGAAUGACUUGCACUAAUACCUCUCCAGUGGUAGUGCCAACCAGAGCAACCAAGUGCACUCUGGGCACCAAUCCUAUUAGUGUUGCUGCUCCAGCCCUGAAUGGUGACAGCUUUGUGCUGGACAUGGCUACAUCAGCGGUGGCCCUAGGAAAGAUAGAAGUGCAGCAAAGACGUGGAGAGAUGGUUCCAAAAGGAUGGGGCUGCAAUUCCAAAGGCAAAGAUACCACUGAUCCAACAGAGAUUCUGAAGGGUGGAGGGCUACUGCCUCUGGGAGGAGCUGAGGCCACAAGUGGUUAUAAAGGAUACGGACUGAGUCUGAUGGUGGAAGUAUUCUGUGGCAUGCUGUCAGGAUCUCAAUACAGUAAAAACAUUCGUCCCUGGAAGGAUACCAACAAGGUGGCCAAUCUGGGACAAUGUUUCGUUGCCAUAAAUCCAAAUUGCUUUGCUUCAGGUUUUGAGGAAAGAAUGUCAGACUUACUUAAGAUACACAGAACACUGGAACAAAGUGAACCUGGCCUUUCUGUCCUGACCCCUGGAGACCCAGAAACCCUACACAUCAGAGAAUGUGAACAACAAGGUGGCAUUCCCUAUCACGUCAAUGUUGUCGAUUUCAUGAACUCUGUUGCAAAGGAUCUUGGAGUUGACCUGAUCCCAACCAAUCGUACAAUUGAUCCCUGAGCACUUGGUUCUGGAAGUUGCAUGGGUCAAUCAGCAAGGAGUGGCUUCAGGACUCACUAACCACGCACAACACCUCAGGAUUAUAUCGUUUGCAUUUUAGCUCAUUGUUUAAUGUUGCAAUUUCAGUUGGGUAGAGAAAAAUUUUAACUCCUUUUGAAGUGUUUCUUAUGCGAAAACAUUCUUCCUCAGCAGAGCAUUAUAGAUGCCCACAAGUCUGAGCCCACACUUGGUUGGUUUAAGGCUGGGACAUGAAUUGAUGGAUCAGCAAAUCUUUGGGGCUUCAUUGGUAUUUUAAAGCUGUGGCAAUAUUUGAAUAUGAAUUAUUUUAAUGGAGGUAUUUUAUUCUGGGAUUUGGGUUUGAAAUUAAAGCUUCUACAUUUUCUAUAAAAGAUGUUGCUUACGGUUUCAUCUGUCCUCAUGUCACAAAAUGUUGAUUGUCAGCUUUUACUGAGUGGGUAGCAUUCUCACCAAUGGAUCCAACAUGUCAUUGGUUCAAGCCUCAACCCACAGUAGUAAGCUUAUACUCUGGGCCGAUAGUCCUUGUAUGUGUUAGAGGGAAAGUUACACUCUUGGACAGUCAGUACAGAGUCAGUGUUGCAUGUUCAG
Chiloscyllium plagiosum (whitespotted bambooshark) is the source of this 1830-nucleotide messenger RNA. RefSeq lists its product as uncharacterized. NCBI's taxonomy places the organism in Eukaryota, Metazoa, Chordata, Chondrichthyes, Orectolobiformes, Hemiscylliidae. The record is from RefSeq and is a predicted model, not a curated record. Gene Ontology annotation, molecular function: oxidoreductase activity.